GUUUUAUUGUUUACGUUUGAAAAAUGGAAAUGACAACAAAAAAUUCAGUUUUGUACAAUAAUAACUACUUCCAUAAAAUAUUUAAGAAGAUAUCUGAAAAGAAAAGCAGAAAUGAGGUGAUAACAACAGAAAUUGAUUGGAUUAAUAGUCAAAUAAUCAAUGAUAAUAGGAAUAUUUGUAUAAAUGCUUGCAAUGUUCUGAUAAAAUUUGGAAAAAGACAUGAUUCAGGCUUUGCAAUAAAUACACUGGUUUCUAGUUAUUCUCGAAUUAAGAACGACAAUUUUGAUAUCAUAUCUGAUGCUGUAUUCAAUUUGUUACUGGAAAAUGUUAAAGAAUCAGCUUGUCAGUUUGGAAUCGUUAAUAAACCACAUCCAGCAUUAAUUUUUAUCAACGAAACAAAUACAGCAAAGAUGAUCUAUCUUUCAAAGAAAAUUGAGGAUAUAAUAUCAAGUCCUGAAAGAUCUUGUGUCAAUUUUCUUCGUCCUAUAUUACUAAUGAUCCUCUGCAAUAAUGAGACAAUUUAUGCUGAAUCAAAGAGUAUCUGGAUGUCAGUAAUGGAUAAUGGAAAUGAAAACCUAAUAAGAGAUAUUAUUGCUUUGAGAAGAGUAACUUCACCAGUUUCCUGUAUGCUCUACAAUUCUAUGAUCAUUUCAAAAUUUAUAAAGACCAAGAAUAUUGAAAAUUUACUUCUCUUGCUGUCAUCCACAAAAUAUAUUGUUGAAAGCUCAUUAGAUCCUUCCACAAAUAUUGAUAUUCUUGUAGAAAAUCAUGACAUUAUAAUAUCUAAUCCAAAUUGCAUCAAUAUGAUUUUAUUCCUUAUUGCUGAAAUUCUUCAAAACUGCUCAGCUACAUUUAUUCCAAAACUGUUAAAGCUUUUGAACAUCCUACUCAUUCAAGUUAAAGUAGGACAUCCAAUGUUUUUAUACAUGAUUCUAGAUGGUUUAAUACAAAUUCUUGCCUAUCCAAUUUUAAGUGGGAGUGAAAUCGCAAAAGUAGAAGAGCUUGUUAAUUACAUAAGAUGUGGAGAAAUUAGUAAACAUUUCUCAGGGGUCACAAGAAAGUUUUCAUCGUCAUUUCUUCCUGACUUUAAUCUGGUUAAUGCUUAUGAUGCAUGUAUUUUUAUUGAAGAAAAUAACCCGUGCAAAUUAAAAAGAAUUAAAAUGAACUAUGAAAGAAUGUACUGGACGAGAAAUCAGCUAAUAUUACGUGGAUAUCUGCACUCAAAUAAAUUGAAAAAUGAGGACUAUGAAAAUUGGAAUAAUGCUUUGAUGAAUUUAAUUGAAGUUUCGAAGACUGAUGAUGUUUUAAAAAGUUCUCUGGUGAUGCCUUUAUUAUUUGAAUUAUCCCAAAGCUUUAAUCCUAAAAUUAAAGUUUCUAUCCUACAAAAUAUAACUGAUUUGGGAGCAUCGACUGAAAUAUUUUGUACAAUUAAAGCAUUAUCAGCAGGAAUGAUUCGAUCUAUGUCAAUAACUUUACAUCUAAAAUUGUGGAAAAAGGAGCCUAGAAUUUAUCCAUUUCUUCACAAAUGUCUUGUGGAAAAAUCGAUUCAUGAUUCCGAAGACUUUAAUUUGAACAUUGUGAGAGCAGAUACAAUUAAACAAAUUUGUGACUUGAAACCUCAUCAUGGAUCUGAUCUAGUCACUAUUAUUUCUGAAAUUUUAAAUCAAUCAUUAGAGUCAAAAACUGAGGAAGUUGCUGCAUCCUUGGCAAUAGAUUCUAUCAGCUUUUUAUGCUUAAAUCAUAUUAUUUCGAUUACAUCGACAUGGAAAGCAAUAAGUUUAACUACAAGGUACGAGAAACGUCCUCGAGUAAUCAAAAGUUUAUGCAAUUUCUUUUCGACGGUGCCACAAUUCAAAAGGAACAAUUUAGAGUAUGAAACAUUCAUGAAGGAUAUUGUAAGUCGUAUAUUUUACAUGAUACAAAGGAGUGAUGUUCAUGGAAUUAAUUGUGCCUUAAAUGCCUUUAAAAGUUGGACUUAUGAUACUCUUACAUUAGACAUGAUACCUGACACUUAUCGUGAAAAUAUUUCUUUGCCGGAAGCACCAACUGGAAUGGAAGUAUCAAUGCUAGACUUGGAAGUUCCUGGCGAAUGCUACGUUCAAUUAUUAUCAAAGAUUAAUCCACAUUGUUUGCAUUCAGUUGGUGAUCUUAUUAGUCAUUUUAUCAGACAAGAAAUUUCAGAGUAUCGUUCAGGACAUUACUUGGUCAAAGAAGGACAUGCAGAACCAAUAAAUUAUAAAACUUUACCCAAACAAAGCAUCGUAAAGGCAUUGACACAUUUUGUAAUUCAACAAGCAAUGACAAAAAAGGUUGAUAAACUUGUGGACGAGACAAUUCUGAUUGAAGCUUUAAAUAUUUUGUCUCAAAAGUACUCACGACCAUUACCUCCAUUAAAUUGGACUUUUUUGCACGAACUAGUUCAUAAAGGAAAGGCAAUUAGAGCAAAAUGCAUGGCAGUUGCUUCAAAACAAGCUAUAAUUUCAGGAACUGCGAAACGAUUGAUUGAAAAUUUUCUAAUCAACAUUGAUGAAAGUAGUCACGAGGAUAUUGAAAUAGCACUAGACAUUCUAGUUGAUCUAUGUAAUGGCGUAUCGAAUGAAAUUCUAAAAUUAUUCUUAGACAAAAUCUUCACGUGCCAUAGCGAUAAACUUGACGAGGAAAUUCUCAAGCUAUUGAGUCAUGAAAAACACGUCACAAAUCGUGAAAAUCUUACGAUGAUUAUUUCUACAUUUAUAAAUAGAGUUACAUCACCAAGUAACAAUAUCGUUAGACUGAUUCCUUCAAACAUAUUAAAUGCGAUUCCGAUUAUGUCUGAGAAUAAAAUUAAGUAUAGAUGCGAAAUUUUAAAGGAAAAUGUGAAUGUUGAAAAUUCAGUCGCAUGGCUAAAUGAGUUGCUGCUAGAACAAUAUGCGAAAAAUGAAUUUCGUGAUAUUUUAUCUACUUCCUUCAUUGAGCUUUUAACAUCCACUAAAUCCUUUCCUACGAAAAAGUGGCUUAAUGAAUUUAUUAUUGUUAUACAGAACAAGAUGAUAGAGAAAGAUACAGAUAUUGAGGGAUUGAAAUAUCUCUUGGACAUGAUGCUUACUGCUGUUGUAUGCAUGUCCGGAUAUUUUAUUGCAGAUGCUAAUUGUAAUAUUUUUAAGAAUCGUUACGCUUUAUUUCCACAAAGUUUAUGGCUUUAUUGCUCACAAGACAAAAAUUCAGACAUAACACCAAGUUUGUUUGAAUUUUUUGUUUACUCAAUGAAUCAACAGAGUUCCAUAUCAAAAGAAAUUAGGUCAGUUUUUAAAUCUGCAAUUGUAUUGUGCAAAAAUCAUUGCUACUUUAAAAAGUCAAAAGCAUGGCAUAAUUUCCUUCAAGUAAGUUGCAAUGCCAUGAAUUAGAAACAGCCAUGACGUUAAUUAUUAAUUUUACAAUUAUUUUGCGUCGACGAAAAGCUUAUCAAAGUUGUAACGAACUAUGGAAAUGAAAUAAAGAUGAUCACAUGUUGG
Chironomus riparius is the source of this 3491-nucleotide messenger RNA. The record is from the annotation of a GenBank genome assembly. NCBI's taxonomy places the organism in Eukaryota, Metazoa, Arthropoda, Insecta, Diptera, Chironomidae.